Molecule: messenger RNA, 1214 nt
Organism: Trichobilharzia regenti
Lineage: Eukaryota; Metazoa; Platyhelminthes; Trematoda; Strigeidida; Schistosomatidae
Source: the annotation of a GenBank genome assembly
AUGAUUUAGAAUAUACCCAUAAAUUAAUAAACAACAUAUUUGAAGACAUCAAAUUCACAAGAGAAGAAGAGUUAGAUAACAAAAUCCCAUUUUUAGAUGUCUUAAUCAGGAGAACCAACACAGGAAAUUUAGAAACACAAGUAUACAGAAAGUCGACGCACACAGAUCAAAUACUCAACUAUACUAGCAACAAUCCAAUUACUCACAAAAGAAACUGUGUGCAGACAUUGUUUAGAAGAAUUCAAACACAUUGUAGCACACCAGAGUUGAAAAGAAUGGAAGAAAAAUACUUACAAACGGUGUUCAAGAAGAAUGGUUAUCCAAAAAAUUUCAUCAAAAAGUGUUUAAAAUCGAAUGAAAGCACCAACAAAGAACCAUCACCAAAGACCAAAAAGCAAUUCAUCCUACCAUAUAUCAGAAACAUCUCUGAAAUAACGGCUAGAAUAAUGAAACCGUUUGAUAUAGAUGUAGCACACAAACCAGCUGAAUCGCUUAAUUCUAUCUUAUGCAAACCAAAAGAUCCGAUAGAAAAGGGAGAUAAAAUUAACACCAUUUACAAAAUAAAUUGUGUGAACUGUAACAAACAUUACAUCGGUCAAAGUGGGCGUCCCCUUCGAAUAAGAAUCCAGGAACACAAAUCAGCCGUGAAAAGACAUGAUAUAAAUUCUUUAGUAUCAAUACAUUCAGACGAUCAUGGACAUCAAUUUGAUUGGGAUAAUGUCAAAAUCUUAAACAGAGGAGACACCAAAUGUGCCAGAGAAUUCCUAGAAGCCUGGUACUCAAAUGAAAACGCAAUUAAUAAACACGUUAAUAUAGAUGAAAUAUACCAACUAAUAAGAAGUAAAUCAGGUGAUCAGAAAGUUUAAAAUCCCAAUCAAUAGAAAACGGUCAAUAAAUAUCUAAAGAUGGUUACCGGGAGACUCAUGAAGAAAUUUAAAUCAUUUCAUUUUAUCCUAAAUACUGCGCUGAAGAUGUCGUCCAGAAAGACGAUGAAAGCUCCGCAAUUAAACCAAGGAGCUCAGAGAACACUAUCAAUUCCAAAAAUGGGAAUUUCGAAAAUGGGAAGACUUUGCUAAACGGCAAGUUUCUACAGAAGAGCAAUUAUUCUUUCUUCAUGAAUGUCUCCGCCAGCAGACCCUACCAGCUUCUGUCAGAUAUAAACCACCAAUCAACUGCCCUCUAGGCUGGAAGUUAGCCAAACAACAUGGAAAACA